ACAAUGGCGGAAAACAGCUCGCCGCUGCCGUCUGCGCCGGACGCGUUUGCCCCCACCGUCAACUGGGACGCCCUCCUGCAACCGCAGCAACACCAGCCAUCCUUCCUCCCUCCGCUGUCGUUCUUGACUGGCGGCGCUCCUUUCGGCUCGUCCGUCGCUGCGACUGCCCCUUGCGCCCUCCCCAACCCCGCCAUGAACGGCGCCCACAACACGCUCGUCAACAUCCCGUCCAUCAUGGACUUUGUGGGUGACACGUUUGACGUGCUCGAGCAGCAGGGCACCUUCCGCGACGACUCGUUUGACGCUGUGAUUGAGCAGCCGUUCAGCCCCUUGCCGCCAUUAGAGGAUCCCGAGGACAUUCUGCGUCAGCAGGGCUUUGCCCCGCACGCGUAUGGGUUUGCCGACGAGGACGACAACGACAGCGAUGCAGACUCGGCUGGCUCAGACUCGGACUCUGACGACAGCAAGCCAAAGCGCGGCAACAAGCGGUCGUCUGCUGCAGCCCGCCGCUUGGCUCCCGGCGCUGCCCAGGCUGCCGGCGUGCUGCUCGCAAGUGCCCCGCGCAAGUCAUCCGGCCCUCGAACGCUCCAGGACUUUAUGGACGAGCUCACCGAGGAGGAGCGCCGCGGCAUGGCGGCUGAAAAGAUGGACAUCAAGUAUGGCCAUCCUCUCACCAAGGCCGAAGAGCGCACCCUGAAGAAGCUGCGCCGCAAGGUCCGCAACAAGAUUUCGGCCCAAGAGUCGCGCAAGCGCAAGAAGGAGUACAUGUCGGGCCUGGAGGCGCGCGUCAACGUCUACACGAGCGCCAACGUGUCCCUCCGCGGCCGCGUCAACAAGCUCGAGGAGCGCAACCGCUCCUUGGCCGUGCAGGUGCGCAAGCUCCGCAAUCUGCUCGGCUCUGUGGCUUCUGCCGCGUCCACCACCGUCUCGACCAUCACUGGCGGUCUUGGCGCGAACGCUGGCCUGUUUGCGGGCGAAGACGCACUUUUGCCGACGAAUGUCGCGGACGUCAAGUUUGCCGCUGCAGAGUCUGGCGUCGCACCGGUCAAGGACGAGUUCUCGUCCAUGUCGACUGCCGCCGCUGCAGCAGCCCGCCGCGCGCCCGUCGGCUUUGGCCGUGUCUCGAAUGUCAGCAAGGGCGUCUGCUUGAUGAUGGUGUUGCUGUCCUUCUCCAUGUUUGGCUCGCUGCCACUGAACACGCGCGGCGGUGCUGGCCUGACUGGCAACGCCACGCUCGAUGCUGCGGCGCCGCUGCUGUCUGGCAGCUCGUCCGACAUGUACCGCAUCUCGCGCACGCUCAAGUCGUUCGAAAGCUCCAACAUGGUUGCGACCGUGCUGGCGAACGGCAACCAGCAGGAAGCGCUGACCGCAAUGCAGCACGUUCACUUGCGCGAGCCGCUCUCGGUUGUUCCGCCUGCCGCCUCGACUGCCACCAACGACAGUCAGCUCACCAGCACCAGUAACUCGCUCCCCGUUUCGAACGAGGUCACUGUGGCGCUCGAAGUGCUCCGUGCUCAGGCGCCUGCCAAGCUUGCCGCGCUCCUUCAGACAUCCGACGCCAAAGCCCUUGCUGGCGGCCUCCUUUCUCAAGCAGCGGGUGCAUCGCGUCUUUCCGCCGCUGCCCCCGCCAGUCUUGGCGCUGCCGCGACCCACGAGCGAGCCGCACUGGCUCGGUCUCCCGUGGAUGCUUUGAGUGGUUGA
Molecule: messenger RNA, 1701 nt
Organism: Capsaspora owczarzaki ATCC 30864
Lineage: Eukaryota; Filasterea; Ministeriida; Capsasporidae
Exons: 1
Coding region: 4-1701 (565 amino acids)
Biological process (GO): regulation of transcription by RNA polymerase II
Molecular function (GO): cAMP response element binding; DNA-binding transcription factor activity, RNA polymerase II-specific
Source: RefSeq, a predicted model, not a curated record